Molecule: messenger RNA, 399 nt
Organism: Phanerochaete carnosa HHB-10118-sp
Lineage: Eukaryota; Fungi; Basidiomycota; Agaricomycetes; Polyporales; Phanerochaetaceae
Exons: 1
Coding region: 1-399 (132 amino acids)
Source: RefSeq, a predicted model, not a curated record
AUGUCGAGGCCCCCUCGGGCUGGCCAGCGUGCCGCGAUGUCCAUGUCAGACACCAUGGACAACCCUGUCCCAGUACGCCUGCCCGCGUCAGGGCCCCUGCAGAAUGCCGCCGCCGCUGCGCAGAAAGGCUUUGUGGCGUUUACUGCGCAGCCUGUGGACGCUGUCGGCCCCGGACCAACUGCGGUAGAAUCAGCAGCUGCGUCGCCAGUGCUACACGUGUCGCCAUCAAACAUCCCACAGCUCUCUAGUCACCAAGUGGCCCGCAGCCGCGUCGCUCCGUCAUACACAACCUUUGCCGGUCGCGCCAUCUCGAAUAUCUCGCCAGCCUCUGCAUUCAGUCAGUGCCCCUCGACGGGCCCUGCUGGCCGCUCGAUGCGCACAGCAUCUACCAGCAUCUGA